AUGCCUACCCGACCUUUUCAACCCAUGUACGCGCCUUCGCACAUGGUUACAUUGUAUACCCAUACCCUUGCCAACAAGCCAGAGCCGUGUGUGGAUGUAAAUGCAUGGAAUCUGGUUGCAAGUCCUGGGCGUGACGGUCUCGCGAGUUUGGAUGCGCAGGAUUUGCCCAUUUUACCCGACUGUGCCAGCGAAUGCAUUGCGCUGCGUGACACACUGGUGCAAACCCUCCAGAACAAGCCUUCUCAGGACGCAUUUUCUCACUUGGAAUCAGUUUUGUCCACGGCUUAUACCACGAUCUUUUCACCAUUCCAACAUGACGCGUCACAGAAAGACACGCAGGUGGGUGCUGCUAUUCUGUCUUUUAUUGGCUUGACAUCCGAGGCACUUGUACAUAUCAAUACGCACGAGUCCUUUGUGAUCGCACAAAAACUUUUGAUCUAUACGCAGCAGCACAUUGGGGCAGUCCCCGGUGUGCACUUUCGCCGCAUAGCCGCUGAUCUGGGCCAACGCGGUCAGGUCGAUCAUGUGCUACAACUCGUGCGUCUCGCCCAGAUACACCAUGAGCAUGAUUGGGCUUUGUGGUAUGCAGAGUUCCUUGCAUUAAACUCACUCCAUAAUGUCGAGUUUGACACGUACUGGAGCUCGACGGUAAAAAAGUCCACGGGCGACGUGCCGUAUGAGGCAUACGAACUUUGCAUGCUACACUGGGCAUCUCACCGAAAUCAUCAUAUGUAUCGGGGGGCACUCAAAGGGCUUCUUAAGUCGCAUCAUACUUUGCGGAGCCGUACAUGGCUUGCCCUAUUCGAAACGUAUCCACCACUCACUGCGAUUGUGAGGAAAGAGUAUGCGUACCUAAUCAAAAUGGAUCCGGCUGCCAUGAUUCCUGCGCUAAUGCAGAAGAUGAUUGCUUACAAUGCAGUUCACUAUGUUCCAUGGAUUCUUUGGACUGUGCGGGUCCCUGAAAGCCAGCGGCUCGUCCGAGAGCAAAAGAAAGUACCGCUGUGGUCCCGCGAGACACAACACUUGAUACCGACAUGGGGGCCAUGUGCCACAACCUAUUCACUGGCAGCAACCUGCGCUGGACGACAAGGUCGACUUGAUGUGGCCAUUAGGUUUUUCAAGCUCGCAUUGAAAUGCGCUGCUCACGACCGACCCUUGGCCGCAAGUGAGCGCCUGCCGGAGGCAGAACGACAUCCAGAUACAGUGGCAAUGGAGUACGCAUGUGUCGGUGUCGUCAAUGCUUCUCUCCGAGCCGACAGACCUGGUCUUGGGAUAGCCUUCGCACAACAUGUGACAGGAUUGUAUUUCGGCAUCCAGAAUGCAAGAAAAUUUAACGUAUCGAAGCGAUGUACGACAUUAACUACAAUGCUAAUCGCAUCAAUGAUCAAGUGUGCAGGUCGUCUGUACAAUAAAAGCCUAUUGACUCUUGUGCUAGACCUUGCACAAGAACUAAAAUUACGUAUCAAUGGCCGCGUGCGCCGCGCCCUGGCUGUCUUGAUUAUGGAGUGUCUCGACCCAAGGAGCAAAAACUUGGGUCUUAUGUAUAAAAUGCUGUCAUUUUUGCAGAAACCAAGCCCGAGCGAAUCGCUGCAUGGCAAGUUGCGCACCGAAUUAAAGGCGAUGGGCUUCGAUUAUCGCAUGCAGCGAGCAAAACCGAUGCACAUGUCUCACGUGUCACGCGCGCUGCCUUCGCCUGAGUAUCAGUCGCUGAAGUGGGUCCGAGACACCCCUCUUCAGCCCGAAGCAGAGCCGAGCGUGUCAAAGAUGGCCUCGCCUACUACGGUGCCAGCGGCGCCCAGACUACGCACGCAGUAUAUGCACUUGUUACUCAAGACAAAAGACAAGGAGGCCGUUCAGCACACAUUUCGCACUUUCCUCGAAGCUAAUCAGGCCCCUUGUAGACGGCAUGUGCAACUAUUACUGUCAGCUCUGUGUAACACUCAGCAAAUGAAUGAAGCAUGGUGGAUCCUAAGCCGUGGGCUGGAAAUGUGGAAUAUACGGCCGCACGCCAACAUGUAUGAGGCCGUGAGUAGUGCGUAUGCACAGAUGGGCGACUGGCAGUCUGUAUCGCGUGUGCUGAGGCUCAUGGAACGGAAUCAUAUCGAGGUGGACAUGUACCUCUAUGACAGGCUCCAAAUGUCCGCCACGUCCAAUGAGGUAGACAGCCUCAACAUCGUGCCGACCAAAAGCCUCGAUAUGACGCACCACAAGCAUGUCUUGCAACAUUUUGUGCUCUUAAUGAAACAACGUAAAUAUUUGGAGGCACAACAAUUUGCUACCGCGCACCUGAGAACGGUUCGGAAGCCUGGUAGCAAGUGGCGUCGCGCUAUGAGAGAUGCAAGGUUACGGCUUAUAAAAGUGCGUGAUUUGGAGGCGCUCGCUCUCUCUAAGAAAAACGUAAGAAGCUCGAGAGACCGUGACCAAGAAAGGCGAAAGGCGCGUAGUUUCCGGUACUAUCUUGUUACCUUGAUCAAGAGAAUCCUGCGCAGAUACCCUCGAGCGACCCGAUAG
This is a messenger RNA of Malassezia restricta, 2511 nucleotides long. Its product is annotated as PPR repeat containing protein. The record is from RefSeq and is a predicted model, not a curated record. The transcript has a single exon. The coding region runs from base 1 to 2511 and encodes 836 amino acids. Lineage: Eukaryota; Fungi; Basidiomycota; Malasseziomycetes; Malasseziales; Malasseziaceae. Gene Ontology annotation, molecular function: protein binding.